AUGGGUAUAUUAUUUAUGCCAUUAUCAAUGGUUUGGUGGACAUACUAUAAUAACAAGUAUAAGCCAUCGUUUAUCUGUCAAUCGUUUCAGACAACAUCCAGUAGUGUCCGACUAUUGUCUCCAAAAACAAACAAUCGGUAUCAUUGUCUGAGAUCGGCGCUAAUGGUGGUCAACAAUAACACCGCCGCCGAUACGAUUGGCUUCGAUAUGAUUGACCUGAAAACUCAAUGCAUCCGAUCGAUAGGUUGGGUUAUAAGACACCGAAUCAAUGAUAAUAUUAUUAUCAGUCGAGGAACGGGUGUUUUUGUCGACAAUCGUCUACUAUUGACCUGUUAUCAUGUGGUCAAACAAAGUCCGUUUGUUUUCGUUCAAUAUGUUUAUAGCUAUGAUAAUCAUGGGUCAGAUGAUUCAGAUUCAGAUGUUUCAGAUUCAAAAUUAAAAUCACAACAAAUAUUAGAGUUAUGUCCUAUAGCUAGUGUAGGCGACAUCCUGUAUGCCGAACCGCACAAUGAUCUGGCAUUAGUACGGCUCAGGGAUGCGCCAUCGCCUGAAUAUAAUACGUCGACAACAAUGCCGAUUACUACCACCAGUCCAGUGAGUACCGAUUUUGGUUCACCAGUAGCUAUGCUAGGUCAUGGCGGUAACGUACGCUUUUCAAUGCAUCCGGGUAUGGUUAUUACACCCAAAGUCGACAAAUAUUUGAUACCCGUUGCCUAUUAUAUAAGUACUGUAACCAUCAAUGAUAAACUGCCGAUCUAUACGCACAGUACUAUAGCAUUGCCCGGCAAUUCGGGCGGUCCGGUCAUCGAUACUAAUGGCCAGAUAUGCGGUAUUUGUAAUGGCGGUAUUAUAAGAUGUGGACAGAUAUCCUAUGCAAUCGCCCCGCAAACAUUGAUAGAGUUUAUGACUAAUGCAUUGGCCUAUGAAAGUGAUGGUAUAAAGCAAACCCGUCUCAGGAAACGAUAUGAAUGGGACAGUCGUAUCGUUACACAAAUAUUGGGUAUAAUUAUAGAUACAAAACCAUUGUCGGAUAGUUUUACAGUCACAGCGGCACUACCGACGGCCACAACGGAUGCAAAUGGUAUUAUCGGUAGACGUAUUUGUUUACUUAACGGACAGGUAUGCGAUAGUAUCGAUAAUAUCCGAUUGGCUAUCGAUAAUAGACUGCAAGUCAGAGUGACCACUAGAUUGUCGACCAGUGAUGAUGACGACGACAGUACCGAAACGGAUAGUAAGGACAUCAUUAAACUCAUUGACAUCAAUACGAUAACAACCAUCGAUAACGAGAGUACUAGUAUUAUGCCAUUAGUUAUUUGA
Oppia nitens is the source of this 1317-nucleotide messenger RNA. RefSeq lists its product as uncharacterized. The transcript has 3 exons. Lineage: Eukaryota; Metazoa; Arthropoda; Arachnida; Sarcoptiformes; Oppiidae. The coding region runs from base 1 to 1317 and encodes 438 amino acids. The record is from RefSeq and is a predicted model, not a curated record.